Molecule: messenger RNA, 3505 nt
Organism: Polyodon spathula (Mississippi paddlefish)
Lineage: Eukaryota; Metazoa; Chordata; Actinopteri; Acipenseriformes; Polyodontidae
Gene: arg1
Product: arginase 1
Exons: 8
Coding region: 234-1235 (333 amino acids)
Cellular component (GO): cytoplasm; nucleus; cytosol
Molecular function (GO): manganese ion binding; arginase activity
Source: RefSeq, a predicted model, not a curated record
AUGGUACAUAGUGUACAGUUGAUUUGAGAUUGCUUUGCGCUUCUCAUUAUAAUUAUAUCGCAAGGGCGUUCUCAAUCCGGUAUACAAAUAAGUACUACCGUACCUAUGCAUUGCUAUUCGUUGUCUCGGGAAUAAACAGAGCCUUGCUUUAAAAACCCUUCUACUGUUGCUGCUGCUGCUGCUGCUAUUUUUAAUUCAUCCUUUUUUUUUUCCUGAACUGGAGGUAAAGAAAUAUGCAUAUCUUAAAAAGCUUCCUUCAAUUCGCGGUUAUUAGGAGAUGUCAUCAUUCAAUUGGAAUUAUCGGAGCUCCAUUUUCACGAGGACAGCUAAAGGAUGGUGUAGAGAAGGGGCCUGAUUAUAUAAGGACAGCAGGGUUGACUGAAAAACUCCAAGCACAAGGUUGUCAGGUGAAGGAUUAUGGCAACUUGAAAUUGGAUGAUGCUCCCAACGAUGAACCUUUUGGGAAGGUCAGGAUGCCCAAGACAGUGGGCCUUGCUAAUGAGCAUCUUGCUGAUGCUGUGCACACUGUAAAGAAGGAAGGAAGGGCCUGUGUGGUGCUUGGAGGGGAUCACAGUCUAGCAAUCGGAUCCAUUCUUGGGCAUGCAAGAUCUCAAAGGGACUUGUGUCUAGUGUGGGUUGAUGCUCAUGCUGAUAUAAACACUCCCCUGACAUCUCCAACUGGCAACUUGCAUGGCCAGCCAGUUUCAUAUCUUCUGAAGGAACUACAAUCAAAGAUUCCAGUGAUGCCUGGCUUCUCUUGGAUAAAGCCCUGCCUAACAGCGAAGGAUAUUGUUUACAUUGGGCUACGGGAUCUUGACCCAGAAGAGCAUUACAUCGUAAAGAAUUUGGGAAUCAAAUCGUUCUCAAUGACAGAGCUGGACCGAUUUGGAAUGGGUAGAGUGAUGGAGGAGACUUGCGAUCAUCUCUUCUCCAAAGUGAAGAGGCCAAUUCAUCUGAGUUAUGACAUCGACGCACUAGAUCCUUUAGUGGCACCAGCGACAGGAACACCAGUGAUUGGAGGCUUGACCUACAGGGAGGGCAUCUACGUUGCAGAAGAGAUUUGCAAAACUGGUUUGCUUUCUGCAGUUGACCUUGUUGAGGUAAAUCCCAGCAGAGGAAAGACAGAGGAGGAGGUCAGGUCCACAGUGAAUGCUGCGGUCAGUGUGGUUUUAAGUUGCUUUGGACAACCACGAGAGGGCUCUCACCCCAUCAACUACCAGCUCCCAGAGCCAUGACCCGUUUCGUUGUGUUGGACUUGUCAGUAGAACUGCUGUUGAAUAUAUUGUUAACCUAUGUUCAUGAAAUACCUGUACAUUUAAGUAGUCAUGAAAUUGUGUUUUGCAGUAUGUGUAGGUUAGAAGAUUUUUGGUCUAGCUUUUGUUCCAGUGUGAAAAUUAAUCCCUUUUUCUGGCAUCGAAUUUCAUUUUAAUAGGUUGUUUUUAAUAUGUGUUUGCCAGGCUUAAGCUCACAUAAGAAUUUGAAUGACCUAGAUUCUAUUGAAGAAAAGUGGUUUUAAAAAGCCAGGUUUAGUUUAAGUUAUCUGAUAUGUGUUAACAGAUAACUUAAACUAAAACUUAAACUUGAUAACUCAAGCCGGUUUAAUGCUUCUAUCUAUGCGCGUAAACCAACUAUUUGAGUGUGUUGUCAUGGUAAUCUUUAUUAACGGUCUUCUGAAAAAAUGGAGAUGAAGGAAAGGGUGACUUUUUUUUUUUACUGCUUCCUAACACAUUUUAAAUUCAACGUACAAUAAUGUUAAUGUUUUAAAUUUUAAAUUAAAGCCAGGGUGGCAGCUGACGCUUAAUGUGUAAGUAUACAUUUGUAUCCCGAGUACACAAGCACAAAUCCUCUGGCUUUAUUAUUUAUAUUUAUAUCCUGCUGUAUUUUGAUUAAUAGAAAAUUAGGUAUGGUCAUAAUUUAUAGACAUAACAUUCUAAAGAAUAUAGACAGUAGCCUACUAUUUUUAUUUCAAUCAACCGCCCCAAUCACAUUGGGAAACCCUAUAAGUAAAAAAUGUAUUAAUAAUAAUGAAAAAUGAUAACAAUAAUGAGAAAAUAAUAAUAAAAAAAUAUGUAGUAUAUAUUAAUUUUUUUUCCCUUAUUUAAAUCUAUAUUAUAAUAAUUACCGGCAAUAGCAUAAAAUGCCUCCUUGUUCCGCUUCACUGGACCAUGUCCAGGAAACUUCACCAAGACUGGCAGCAACUUCUUCAAUGCAAGGUACACUUUCCUUAUAGCUCUGCAUAUCGUUGCUUUUUUUAAGAUUUUCAGCAUCGCUGACUGUAUACAAAAAUGUUCCACAGGCUAUAAAUCUUAGAGCUAUGCAGAAUACCUGUAUAUGAGUAGGACUCUGCUCCAUCUGGUUGGUUGCUCAAGAGAGGGUUUUAAGAGAUCCGCCAGAUACAGGAUACCAUCCCUAGAGAAGCAGUAUCGCUUGUACAGGGUGGAAUCUGGGUUUUUCAGUUUUAAAAGUCAGGAUUCAUCUUGGUUAUCCUGCUCCAAAGCAGGUUUAUUUAAGCAUUAUUUAACCAUGGUUUUAAGCCUGAGUUAUUACUAUCUUGUUUUGUGCAACAGACUAAGCCUGACUUUCACAAUUAAACCUGGAAGUUAUCAGGAUAACUCUUCAAACCACUUUUGUGCAACAGGCCCCUGGUAUUGACCAGACUCCCUCCUUCUAUUCAAAUCAUGUAACAAUGUGACUUUUCAACUCUGCAUUGUCCCAUACUUUAUGUGGAAUGAGAAAGUCUUGGAAAUAAAUGCCAGGUGAGCUCCAAGUCGAGUAAAUGCAUUUGAAGGUCCUUAAUCUUUAAUAUUUUAAACCUAGUGUGAGUUUUUACUUUCCGCAUUGGGGCAAAACCUUUGAACACAAAGUUUCUCUUGCAGGGAACAAAGCAUGAAAGUGGUUCUGUAUUCUAGUUGCACUGUUUCAGGAUAAAUAUAUAAAGAUGGGAACGGUUUGUGUAUGGAGCCAUGAGUGCUACCAUUAAUUUCUACAGAAAAAAAGUAUUAUACAACGUAGAACCUAUGGACCAAAUACAGCUCAGCAAAGACAUGCAGGGACAAGUAUCAAUUUCAACAAAACCAUGUAUUGCCUUGUUUGUUUAAAAAUUGAAAAGUAAAAUUGAAUUAAUGUAUCACAUAUUACAUACUUAGUUUGUGUUUGGGGAGGCGAUGUAUUUAAAUAAAAACAGAUGUAUGAGAUGUGAAGAUCUUUGCUGCAAAGGUUUUCCAGGGUUUAUAGUAAAUACAUUGUAAAUCUGAAUUCUUUCUGUCCUACAUUAACCAAAAUGAAGUAAGGUUAAACUGUCGUAGUAUCAGUUUGUCAGAUUUAUUUCUUUAAUGUGAAUGUAAAAUAAUUGUGUUUUCUUAGAAAACAAAGGAUUCUGUCAUCUAAUGGGAACAAAUGCUGUGAUGUAGUCCUUUUUUCAGUUAGGGAGUGCUAUAUGGAUUUGAAUGUCUGACUCACUUUCAACACUUUGUAAUGGAUCUCCUCCUAGCAGCUGAAAAGUUAA